Molecule: messenger RNA, 2505 nt
Organism: Dufourea novaeangliae
Lineage: Eukaryota; Metazoa; Arthropoda; Insecta; Hymenoptera; Halictidae
Gene: Gdap2
Product: protein GDAP2 homolog
Exons: 12
Coding region: 102-1637 (511 amino acids)
Source: RefSeq, a predicted model, not a curated record
CGCAUCGGUGAUCUUUGAAACGACACUUGUGGCAUUAAUUUGAAUAUUAAUAAGGAAACGUUGCGCCAGACAGAUCCUCUCCGCUUCUAGUACACCUCUGAAUGAGGCUCAUGGAACCCUUGGGUGUUGCCCAGGACGUGGUGGAGACGGGCGCGUUGAAACGAUGGUCCGACUUCCCCGUCCAACAUAGGUUCACAGACUACUCGAACUCGAUCGGAGAACCGUCGCAUCACACCAUCAGCCCAUUUCCAUGCAGGCCGGCGCUCAACAACAAGCUUGCGCUAUGGACUGGAGACAUUUCGAUUUUGCAAGUGGACGCGGUGGUGAACCCAACCAGCGAAACCAUGGACGACAACAGUCCUAUGUGCCAAAGAAUAUUUGCUCGGGCUGGUUCGCCGCUUAAGAUGGAGAUAUUUAAUGAAGUGAAAGAGUGCAAAACUGGCGAAGUGAGAGUAACACAGGGACACGGAUUACCGGCACGUUUUAUUAUCCACACCGUUGGACCAGUAUACAAUGUGAAGUACCAGACGGCAGCUCAAAAUACACUGCACUGUUGCUACAGAAAUGUCUUGCAAAAAGCUAGGGAGCUUGGAUUACGUACGAUCGCGUUGCCGGUAAUUAAUUCGGUGCGAAGAAAUUAUCCUCCUGACGCGGGAGCGCACAUUGCCCUAAGAACGAUAAGAAGAUUUCUGGAGCAGUACGGUGAUUCCGUUACGUGCGUUGUGUUCGUCCUGGAGCCAUGCGAUCUUGGUAUCUACGAGGUCCUUCUUCCACUCUAUUUCCCAAGAAACUUAGCAGAGCAAGACAACGCCUGUUGGCAGUUACCGAACGACAUCGGUGGCAUGGACGGAGAACCCCUGCUUCCUGAUCGACAAAUCAGAAUUAUCGACAAUCCUCAACACGCUUUACAUGGGGACGAGAGCGUAGAAUUAUCUGCGCAACUAGAAACAUCCGUGAACAUCGGUGAACACGCGUUUGCACAGAUGCAGGGCGAUUUGGAUCGACAGAGACUUCUGGGUGAGAGGCCACCUGCCGAUCCUCUCGCGGACAUCAUGCUGAAGCAAAUGCAACAAAAAGAAAGGUACGAAAGGCUCCUCAGACGAGCAAAGACGGAGGAUCUGUCGGAAGUUUCCGGGAUCGGUUGCCUCUAUCAAAGUGGGGUCGAUCGCCAGGGUCGACCGGUCGUUGUUUUCGUCGGAAAAUGGUUCCCCGCCACCAAGAUCAACCUGGACAAGGCAUUGCUGUACCUUAUACAGUUGCUGGACCCGAUUGUCAAAGGGGACUACGUUAUCGCCUAUUUCCAUACGUUAACGACUAGCAACAACUAUCCAAGCUUGCACUGGUUACGGGAAGUUUACAACGUGCUUCCUUACAAGUAUAAGAAGAACCUGAAACACUUUUACAUCAUACAUCCGACUUUCUGGACCAAGAUGAUGACGUGGUGGUUCACAACGUUCAUGGCGCCGGCAAUCAAGCAGAAAGUCCACAAUCUGCCCGGCGUGGAGUAUCUCUACGAUGUGAUGUCCCCGAAUCAGCUGGAAAUCCCAGCGUACAUCACGGAGUAUGACAUGACGAUAAAUGGGAUGAGGUAUUAUCAACCAGAACAGAUCCCAUCGUCGCCGUCAACGUCCACGUAACUCUCGAUCAGGUCUCGGUUCCCAUCCAGCGACGCACUAGACAUAACGAAGCCAGAUCGGCUGUCCAGCGUGAUGAUAGCACGAUUACACUCGCGCGUGUUCCUCGACUGAUCGUGCAGUAACGCAGCUUCUCACCGCACCAUACGUUCACGCGCGUCGCAACGACGCGAAACACAUCCGAUAAUCCCCCAGUUUCGGCGAUGUUUCUUACCAGAAAAAAAAAAGAAUCAUCGAGGAAACAUCGAGGAAUUAGCUGCCGCGGUUCGGACGCGAUUCCCGCCACGAUUCCCCGAAGCGCGGAAACAUCUCAAUGUCGAAGUGCCUCGCGACAUGACGGAUCGGACCAACAACUAAGGGAGAGAAAGAAGGGACGUCGUCGUCGUCGUCUUCAUCGCCGCCACUAUGCAGACGAAACCGAUCGUUGAAAUAUGUUAAAAAAACCACUGCCCCACCCGAUCCAUUUUCGCUACGUAGACGACGACGUCUCGCAGACAGAAAAGAAAAACACACACAUACAAACAAGGUUUUUCGUGAAGAAAUUUGGUCCUAUUACAUGGUGCUGUAAGAUCGAUAUAUCUGGAUCCACACUUACACAGGCAAAGAUAAGGUACAAUUGGUAGAAAAUAAAAAGAGAGAUAGAACGAUCGAGGAGGGAUCGUGAUUCGCUAAAGGCGAACGUACCCGGCUGCCAAACAAAAAAAAAAAAGAAUGAACAGGAACACCAAUAAUCAGUAUUCUCGUCGUGUUGUCGUCGUAUAAUGUUAGGGUUGCUUCGAGGCCCCUCCCAGUUCUUUGUACAUAAUUAACGCCUGUUCGUCGUUUAGGAUCGUGUGGUGAUACGAACCGACGGGUGAAACGAGCGACGACG